UAUAAAUUAUUGAGAUGCACAGAUAUCUCAUCAGAGGAAAUCCUUCAGUUUUCCAAGCUUUCAGAGGAGGAACGCAGAAUAUAGCAGCGAAGGAGCCAAUUCAAGGCUAUGAAAGGCUCAAAGAGUAUUAUGAAACAGCUCAGGAUUCAAGAUUUGAUCAUCUUCUGUACUCAAUAGAAGAGCCUUCUACACAGACUUAUCUUUGGGAUGUCUAUCAUGGGUCAGAAGAAUACCCAGGGAAUAUAUUUUACGUAACUAACAACCAAACUGCAGGUAAAGGGAGGAAGAACAACAAAUGGGUGGCGAAUGACUCUACUCUAUGUUUUUCAUAUUCCUACUGAGUACACACAAAAUCACGAUCCUCUUCCACUGAAUAUUUCAAAGAGUUAGCGUUCUUGCCCUAUCUGAAUGGGAUCUGCUUGGUAAAGGCACUUCCAGGGUAUAGAUUGUUCCUAAAAUGGCCUAAUGAUUUGUACGGAGUCAGCCUAAAACAUUCAGAGCUUGAGCUAAAGGAUUCAAGCAAAAUUAGGAAAUAUUCCAAGAAAAUUGGAGGAAUUUUGUGUGAAAGUGAGGAAAUUCAUGGUAAAAUCACAGCUAUUUGUGGAAUUGGAAUCAAUUGGGAUCAAGCUCCGAGUGAUGAUUUCAUGGAUAUACAACAAAUUUCAGAGGAUGGUUCAAUUUCAAGGGGCGAAUUUUUGAAACAAUUCCUUGUAAACUUCGAAAAAUAUCAACCUUUGCUUAAAACAGCAAGAGGGAGAAAAGAAAUUUCAGAAAUAGUUCAACAUCAUUGGAUGCAUUCAGAUCAAUCUGUAACAGUGAAUUCACCUGAUUUCAAAAAUCACAAAUUUAAGGCAAAAAUAACUGGAAUUUCAGAUACUGGGCUAUUAGAAGUUGAGUCAAUGUAUGGAAGCUUUGAAGUAUACCCAGACAAUCAUUCAUUUGACCUCCGUUCAAACUCUAUCAUUCAAAAGAAGUAGUUAAACAUCAAAAAUCAUUCAAUCUACAGUUUAAAAA
Moneuplotes crassus is the source of this 1014-nucleotide messenger RNA. The record is from the annotation of a GenBank genome assembly. NCBI's taxonomy places the organism in Eukaryota, Ciliophora, Spirotrichea, Euplotida, Euplotidae.